UCCCUCCUCCUCCUCCUGCUCGGCCAUUGUUGGGCAACAGUCUACUGUCUCAUCGGCUAAACCGAAACUCUCCCCACAUUAAUGGUCGAAGAUUCACCAUAAGCGCCUGGCCGUACCUACUUUCGGACAACUUUUUUUAGCGGAAUCGAGCCAACUCCCCCGCCGGUAGUCGAGGGAGCAACUCCGGGAAGUGAAGAGAGAAUCAGACACAAUGACAAACAUCAACACAGCUAACAUCAACUUUAAAUGGGACCCAAAAAGUCUCGAGAUACGUACUCUGGCUGUGGAGAGGCUGCUGGAGCCCCUUGUUACCCAGGUCACCACCUUGGUCAAUUCCAGUAACAAAGGCCCGUCUAACAAGAAGAAGGGGCGCUCCAAGAAGGCUCAUGUUUUGGCUGCAUCAGUCGAGACCGCUACCCAGAACUUCCUCGAGAAAGGAGAGAAGAUUGCAAAGGAAAGUCAGUUCCUAAAGGAUGAGCUGACUGCUGCAGUGGAGGAUGUCCGUAAGCAAGGUGAGUCAAUGAGACAGGCCUCCAGCGAAUUUGCAGAAGACCCCUGCUCCUCUGUGAAGAGGGGCAAUAUGGUUCGCGCUGCCAGAGCCCUCCUUUCAGCGGUCACACACCUGUUGGUCCUGGCAGACAUGUCUGAUGUCUACAAACUCCUACUGCAGCUUAAACUGGUGGAGGAGAAUCUGGUCAAAGUGCGCAAUGCAGGAACAGAGCAAGAGUUGGGCAUCCAGUACAAGGCCUUGAAACCAGAGGUGGACAAGCUGAACAUCAUGGCUGCCAAGAGACAGCAGGAGCUGAAGGAUGUUCAUCACAAAGACCAAAUGGCUGCUGCGCGUGGGGUGCUACAAAGGAACAUCCCCAUGCUGUACACGGCAUCCCGUGCCUGCCUGCAGCAUCCUGACGUGGCAGCCUACAAGGCCAACCGUGACCUGAUCUACAAGCAGCUGCAGCAUGCAGUGUCUGGAAUCUCCAAUGCGGCCCAGGCCGCAACCACUGAAGACCCAGCCCUCGGUCAGCCAGCAGGGGGUGGAGAGCUGGCUUAUGCCCUCAACAAUUUUGAUAAACAAAUCAUUGUGGACCCCCUGGCAUUCAGCGAGGAACGCUUCCGUCCUUCUCUGGAGGAGCGCCUUGAGAGCAUUAUCAGCGGUGCUGCCCUCAUGGCCGACUCCUCGUGCACACGUGAUGACCGCAGGGAGCGCAUCGUGGCUGAAUGCAAUUCUGUUCGCCAGGCUCUUCAGGACCUUUUAUCGGAGUAUAUGGGAAAUGCUGGUAGAAAAGACAAAAGCGAUGCUCUGAAUACAGCCAUCGACAGGAUGACAAAGAAGACAAGAGACCUUCGCAGACAGCUGCGUAAAGCCGUGAUGGACCAUGUCUCUGACUCUUUCUUGGAGACCAACGUUCCCCUACUGGUUUUGAUUGAAGCUGCCAAGAAUGGCAACGAGAAAGAAGUGAAGGAAUACGCGCAGGUGUUCCGUGAACAUGCCAACAAGUUGAUUGAGGUGGCCAACUUGGCAUGCUCCAUUUCCAACAAUGAAGAGGGAGUAAAGCUGGUCCGCAUGGCAGCAUCUCAACUGGAAACCCUGUGCCCCCAGGUGAUUAAUGCAGCACUGGCCCUUGCUGCCAAGCCCAACAGUAAGGUGGCCCAAGACAAUAUGGAUUUGUUCAAGGAUCAGUGGGAAAAGCAGGUCCGUGUCCUCACUGAUGCUGUCGAUGACAUAACAUCGAUUGAUGACUUCCUUAGUGUGUCUGAGAAUCACAUCCUUGAGGAUGUAAAUAAGUGCGUCAUCGCUCUGCAAGAGAAGGAUGUGGAUGGAUUGGAUCGCACUGCUGGGGCUAUUCGAGGCCGAGCUGCGAGAGUUGUUCAUGUGGUCACUUCUGAAAUGGACAAUUAUGAACCUGGUAUCUACACAGAGAAGGUUCUGGAGGCCACAAAGCUCCUCACUGACACAGUCAUGCCACGCUUCACAGAGCAGGUGGAGUCUGCAGUGGAGGCCUUGAGUUCAAACCCUGCACAACCUGUGGAUGAGAAUGAGUUCAUUGAUGCAUCCCGUCUGGUAUAUGAUGGAAUUCGCGACAUACGCAAGGCUGUUCUCAUGAUCAGAACUCCAGAAGAACUGGAUGACUCUGACUUUGAUCCUGAAGACGAUGUGCGCAGCAGGACCAGUGUGCAGACAGAAGAUGACCAACUUAUAGCUGGUCAAAGUGCACGUGCCAUCAUGGCCCAGUUGCCCCAGGAGCAGAAGGCAAAGAUUGCAGAGCAGGUGGCUAGCUUCCAGGAGGAGAAGAGCAAGCUGGAUGCGGAAGUAUCCAAGUGGGAUGACAGUGGAAAUGACAUCAUUGUGUUGGCUAAGCAGAUGUGCAUGAUCAUGAUGGAGAUGACAGACUUCACCAGGGGGAAAGGGCCUCUGAAGAACACAUCUGAUGUCAUCAGCGCUGCCAAGAAAAUUGCUGAGGCAGGAUCAAGAAUGGACAAGCUGGGCCGCACCAUCGCAGACAGUUGCCCGGACUCCACCUGUAAGCAGGACCUGCUGGCCUACCUGCAGAGAAUCGCCUUGUAUUGCCACCAGCUCAACAUCUGCAGCAAAGUCAAGGCUGAAGUUCAAAACCUGGGAGGAGAGCUGGUUGUCUCAGGGUUGGACAGCGCCAUGUCUCUGAUUCAAGCCGCAAAGAACCUGAUGAACGCCGUGGUGUCCACCGUCAAGGCCUCCUACGUCGCCUCCACCAAGUACCAAAAGAACAAAGGCAUGGAGGCCCUGAACAUGCCAGCAGUCUCAUGGAAAAUGAAAGCUCCUGAGAAGAAGCCUCUGGUGAAGAGAGAGAAGCAGGAUGACGGGCAGGCCAGAGUCAAGAGAUCCUCUCACAAGAAGCACGUCAGCCCGGUGCAGGCUCUGAGCGAGUUCAAGGCCAUGGAUAGUAUCUAGACACACCGCGCUGUCGUCUCAAGAGCAAUGAGUUUAGAAUAGACUCGUCAUCGUAUCAAAGAGAAACCCGUCUUCUGUCUGUCCAGGGAUGGGUUGUGUGGUCCUUUAUAUUCCUACACUUCUUCAUUCCUCUUGCGUACAUUUGGAUUUGCUAUAAUAACUCUUUUGUAGAAAAUACAGAGAGAGAAAUCAACUGGAUCAACGGGCUUCUUUUCUUUCAUGUAUAUGAGAGGAAUACUGGAUUUAAUAGAUAUAGAUGGCUUUUGAUUGCUUCCCAUUCUAACCAGUUUUUAAAGUAAAACUAUUGUUUUAUUUUGGCAAACUAUUUUCUACAGAUAUCAACUAUGCAAAAUGUAUUUUCCUUUUCUUUUUUUUUUUGAUAAAUGAAACAAUAGUUAGUUAUUCCUGAGGUGCUGGGAUAACUGGUCAGAAAAUAGCAUGUUUUGGUUCAAUCUUAACAAGCCAGACUGAAAUUGCUUCCAUGCCUUUAAAAAGUUUAUAAGUUAAAACAGACUAAUAUUAGUUUCAGUUUUGUACUGAUUUUGCAUUUGGGCUGUUAAAUGUUUUUUCUUUGUAAGUUCACCAUUUAAAAUCCUGUUCACCAAACCAAAGGUUAGACUGUUUGUCUGGUUUGUUUAGCAAAUAAUGUAUUUGCUCAAAAACGACCUAAAAGGCUCACACAUCAUCUAGGUUAGACACUUUGUAAACUGGUCCAAACUCCCGUGUGUCAGGGAGAGCCCAGACUGCGUGACGGUUCUACCCAAAACAUCAAUGAGACCAAACACCUCCACAUUCUGAAUGCGCCUGAUUGAGUGGAUCAAUAUAUUUUCUUUGUAUCUGAGUUUUGCAGCGACUUCUGCUUGCUUACUUAACGUUUGCAUUUCUCCACCCUUGAGUUUGAACAUUACGUUUUUUUUUUUUUAAUUUUGGAGCUUUAAAAAUGAAAGUUUUUUUCAGUUUUUUAAAAUGUAAUUGAAAUAAGACCAGUGAGGUGCAUUCGGUCUCAAUUUUCCAGUCGUGAAUAGGUGCACGUGCUCUACACUGAUGCAUUGAUGUACAAGAAGGCUUCCUGCUUGUUUGAUCGGGGAGAUGAAACUUUGUUUUGCACACGUAACAUCUGUGAACUCGAGCAGGAUGAGCAUGGAUGGUUAUUUCAUAGAGUAUUCUGAGUCAUUUUCAGUGUGCCUCCCCCUUCCCUUUUGCUGUAUCGUUUGAUUUAAAUCUCUUGUGAUAUAAAACUACUUUGCUGUGGAUGUUUUUUUUGUUUUUUUUUAUUGAGAGCUUACUUAUUAGUGCACACUUGUAUUAAUUUGCCUGAUUUACAGUAUAUCUUAAAUAAACAAUUAAAUUCA
This is a messenger RNA of Cololabis saira (Pacific saury), 4281 nucleotides long. RefSeq names its product catenin (cadherin-associated protein), alpha 1 (gene ctnna1). Gene Ontology annotation, biological process: cell migration; cell-cell adhesion. Bases 212 to 2929 code for a protein of 905 amino acids. The record is from RefSeq and is a predicted model, not a curated record. The transcript has 18 exons. Gene Ontology annotation, cellular component: adherens junction; catenin complex; actin cytoskeleton. NCBI's taxonomy places the organism in Eukaryota, Metazoa, Chordata, Actinopteri, Beloniformes, Belonidae. Gene Ontology annotation, molecular function: actin filament binding; cadherin binding; structural molecule activity.